This is a messenger RNA of Austrofundulus limnaeus, 1773 nucleotides long. RefSeq lists its product as uncharacterized. Gene Ontology annotation, biological process: regulation of transcription by RNA polymerase II. NCBI's taxonomy places the organism in Eukaryota, Metazoa, Chordata, Actinopteri, Cyprinodontiformes, Rivulidae. Gene Ontology annotation, molecular function: DNA binding. The record is from RefSeq and is a predicted model, not a curated record. The transcript has 2 exons. The coding region runs from base 227 to 877 and encodes 216 amino acids. Gene Ontology annotation, cellular component: nucleus; transcription regulator complex.
AAUUUUUAAGAUCGGCUCAUUUUGUUUCUGUUGAAUGUUAGUCUUUUUUAGGCGUUUCUAUUAUGCCACAUGAAAGGAAGAAUAUAAACAAAUGAUUAAAACAAAACGUAUGCAAAGCUUUUAUUUUGAAAUCGUGGAGCACCGUACUUCCUCCUGACCGCCGCGAGCCAGUCGAGACAAGUCGUUUUCUGCUGGCGAAAAGCCUUCGCUGCGAGCGGACGAAGUCAUGGAUCCGACAGAAAUGAAGCUGGCGGAGCUCGUGCGCAAACAUCCGAAUCUGUACGACCAGUCUCGGCGGGACUACAAGGACAACCUGAGGGGGCAUUUGUCGUGGAGAGAAAUCGCCGGCGUCAUGGAAAUGUCGGAGGGAGAAGUUCGGAUGAUGUGGAGAAAUCUGCGCGACAAGUUCUGUAAAGCGAAGAAGCGGGUCGCCAAGAGAAGCUUCCUCCACGUGGAGGACAGCGCGGGGAACCCGGUGGAGAAGCCCAUCCCGAAGCUGUACUGCCAGCUGGCCUGGCUCGGUGCUCAUGUUCAGCCGCGAACAGAAGAAAGCUGCCGGAAAUACACAACAAAGGAGGAAGGAAUGGAUGACGUAGAUGAAGACAAAAAGGAGCAGCUUAACCCUCUUCCAGUCAUCACUACCAUUUUGUCUCCUGCUGAUUCCAGUCCAAGCAGCGUUCAGACUAUCGAAGCUUCUCUUAAGUGCAAAAAACCAACGAGCACACAGACUAAGCCUUGUGCAGACGCCCUCCGAGAUGAAGACGAACUGUUUCUGCUCAGCCUUCUUCCCUCAUUAAAGAGACUCACCAUUAAACGAAGGAUGGAGGUGCGGAUGAAGUUUCAGCAGGUGCUUUAUGCUGCAGAAUUUGAGAACUAAAACACUGAAAAGGGGGUCGUAGUUUCUCAGGUGUUCAUUUUUUACAGCUUGUAAAUAGUUAUUUUUUAUCAUACUUUGGCAUUGAUUGUUAUUUUUAUAAACUGCAUAUCUCUCCUAAAAUUCAUUACCUGGUUAAAAAGUCACAAUGUUUUGCUGAGCCACUUUAUUUUUAUGACCGCAUGCAUUCUUUGUUGAAAUGUACUGAAUAUGACUGCGUCUAAUUCCAUCCAGAAUUGGAAUAAUUUUUAUUAAUAUCUUUGUAAUUUUCUCCAGAAUAUUGCAGAUAUUUUUCAUGAACUUAAGUUGCGGGACGAGAAUGUCUCACGCUCAAUGAUGUUCUUGGUUCAGAACARUAGUUUCAUGUUUCUGAGACAGAAUUUUUAUUUAUUUUUGUUUCUUGUUUAAGCAACAAAAAACAUCAGAUUGUUAAUCACUGCAGGACUUCUCUUUGGGAAAGCUCAAACAUAUUUGUUUAAAAAUGUGUUUUGUUCCGUGUAAAGUUUUACCUGUAGUUUGGAAAAAGACAAGUUCUGAAUUUAUGUUGAAAUUAUUUUUUUUAGAUAAAAACAAAUGAAAUAGAGAUGUAAUUAAGGUUCAUAUGAAUCUUAAACUUCCAAAUAUAUAGGAAGCAAGUUUUUUUUUAUUAAAUAGAUAAAUGAAUGUAGCUUUUAAACUUUUCUCCAGCAAAGUUACUUUACUGUUGCCAUUGCACAUUAGUUUACCUUAACAUACUAAAGUUUUGAUGUCCACAUUUUGUUUUUAGUGCCAAAAAGACAACAUACACAACGAAAAAUGACCAAAAAUAUCAAGAGAUAAAUGUCUACAUAAAUAACUUUAUUUUCUUAGAGUGCUUUUUCUACUAUUUAUAUUAUUAAAAUAAAUAUUUUAUGGUUACA